AUGUUGCAGCCCUUCAGGUACGGAGUUUCUGCAGGGGGUUUCCGACAAAGAGCCCUGACAAAGCUGACAGACAUCAACUCACUGCUUGGACGUCCUGUACUUCAGAGUUUACACGUAAAGGUUGGAGACAAAGCUGAACUUACCAAAGCUUUUACACAGAGUGAUGUUGUUACUUUUUCUGAUUUAACAGGUGACACAAACCCUUUGCAUUUAAAUGAAGAUUUUGCAAAGAAAUCUAGGUUUGGGAGAACUAUUGUGCAUGGAGUUUUAAUCAAUGGACUUAUUUCUGCAGUUCUGGGAACUAAAAUGCCCGGUCAAGGUUGUGUGUUUCUUUCUCAGGAGAUCCGAUUUCCAGCUCCUUUGUAUACUGGAGAAGAAGUCGUAGCUGCAGCGGAGGUUAAACGACUGAAGGGUUCUAUUGCACACAUUUCAGUGUUGUGUAAAGUCAAAGAAAGUGGAAAGACUGUAAUGGAAGGGAUGGUGAAAGUCAUGGUGUCAGACAGUGGGAGCUGUUGAUCCUGUGCUGCUUUGCUAUAAAGGCCAGAAAUGUG
Columba livia (rock pigeon) is the source of this 551-nucleotide messenger RNA. RefSeq names its product hydroxyacyl-thioester dehydratase type 2 (gene HTD2). Gene Ontology annotation, biological process: fatty acid biosynthetic process. The record is from RefSeq and is a predicted model, not a curated record. The transcript has a single exon. Bases 1 to 516 code for a protein of 171 amino acids. Gene Ontology annotation, molecular function: (3R)-hydroxyacyl-[acyl-carrier-protein] dehydratase activity. Gene Ontology annotation, cellular component: mitochondrion. Lineage: Eukaryota; Metazoa; Chordata; Aves; Columbiformes; Columbidae.